CCGACCGAACUGUCAAUGUCAUAAGAUUUUGUUCGGUUUCGGGUGUGAUGUGAUGUGUACGCGAAAAACUAAAAAUUGAUAUAAUUUAAACUUAUCUUCGUGAAAAUGGCAGACCAAACGUUAAUACACGAUGAUAUAAAAUUAUAUACAACAGCAGAAAAGUUCUACUUGGAACCCACCAUAAAUCCAACAGAGAUUAUGGUCAUUGAUCGCGUUUCUGGAGAGAGCUGUGUUAAGAAUUUCAAUGAGGUGAAGAUACCGAUUCCUCCGAAUGCCUACAAGCCAGUCUGCGGGUUCCUCGGCACCAUCAAACUUAUAUCUGGACACUACCUCAUAGUAGCAAAGUAUAGGAUAUGUAUGGGUAAGAUUAAUGGCCAUGACAUCUACCAGCUGGCUGGGCACGAGCUCAUCCCCUUUAGCAGAUCCAACACACAUCUCACCAGCAAGCAGAUCGACGAGAACAGUACAUACGAGCGCAUGGUGUCCGCCGCUCUGCAGACACCUGGAAUAUACUUCUCCUAUGGUUAUGACCUCACGCACACCGCGCAGCGCCUGCACAGCGUCUCUGCUGACUUCCAUAAGAUGUCGAUGUCGUCCCGCGCGGAGCCCCGCUUCCUGUGGAACGGGUUCGUGCUGAAGGACUACGCGCACGCGCAGUUCGCAAGGUUCGCGCUGCCGCUCGUGCAGGGCUUCGUGUCGAUCAAGCAUAUAUCAGUGGGUGGGCACCAGAUGGCGCUGAGCGUAGUGUCUAGACGCGCCGUCACGCGCGCCGGCACCCGCCUGUUCAUGCGCGGCGUGGACGCCGAGGGUCACGUGGCCAACUUCGUGGAGACGGAACAGAUCGUGGAGCGAGGCGGGGAGAGGUGCUCCUUCGUGCAGACGCGGGGCUCCAUACCGCUGUUCUGGACGCAGUACCCGAACCUCAAGUACAAGCCGAGCAUGUCGCUGUCCCCGCAGGACCACGUGGCGGCGUACACGCGCCACCUGCGCGACCAGCAGCAGCGCUACGGCAGCCAGGUGCUCGUCAACUUGAUAGACCAGCGCGGCAAAGAAGAAGCCCUAGAACAGGGCUACCGCGCAUGCGUGGCCGCCGCGGCGUUACCCGGCGUGCGCUACGAGCCCUUCGACUUCCACGCGGAGUGCCACGGCAUGCGCUACGACAGGCUGCGGGUGCUCACCGACAGGAUCCAUCACGAACAGACGGAAUUCGGCUACUUCCUCUCCCGCGGCGGGACGGUCUUACUGCGCCAGAGCGGCGUCUUCCGGACGAACUGCGUGGACUGCCUCGACCGCACCAACGUGUUGCAGAGCGAGCUGGCUCGGAGACAGCUCGUGGAGUUCCUGAGGAGCCGCCAGCUGGUGCAGGAUGGACUGCCUGACCAUGUCAUGGCUGUGUUUAGAGAGAUUUGGGCAGAUCACGCCGACAUGAUCUCCACUCAGUACUCCGGUACUGGUGCCUUGAAGACAGACUACACCAGGACGGGCAAGCGCACAGCUCUAGGCGCCCUGAAGGACGGCGUGAACUCGCUCACCAGAUACUACAAGAACAACUUCUGUGACGGGUUCAGACAGGAUGCGACGGACUUAUUCCUGGGCAACUACGUGGUGUCUGAGGGCGAGGGGCACACGGCCGUCUGCCCGCUGGAGCGCCGCCGCGACUGGAAGUACAUCACCUUCCCAUCCGUGCUGCUAGUAGCCACGGCCAUGUUCUGCGCCUCAGCCUUACUGCCGGCGGAGUACGGGCCGCGCGCGCUGCUGCAGCUGCUGCUGUGCGGGGCCGCCGCCGCCGCCGCGCUGCUCGCCGUGUUGCAAAACGGCCCAACCUACGUGGACUGGCCGCGCCUCCACGCGGGGGGACUGGCCGCCGCGCGCGCCGCCGCCGCCGCGCCGUCCUUAUGAUAGACGCGCCGCUCGUCAUCGUCGUCUAGCCAACACGGAGUGUAGUACAGCUAGCUGUGGAGAAACUUGACCCCUCUUAGAGAGACACUGAUGUCGAUUCUGGAGGCAUAAAUUACUAAUCUUAAUAAUUUUGGAGCUGUCAAAACCUAAAUUUCUUUAAUUAAAAUUUGACUAUGAGUGUUCCCGUAGACGUCAUUAUUGCAAGCUAAAUUAAUAGUUUGACAGCGUUAAAAUUUGAAUUUAUUCCUUCAGAAUAGCUACCAUUGCUACUAUGAGGGGUCAGGUAUCUUUUCAGCCCACUGUACAUACACCUUACAUAAGUAGUAGGACAACACACACACACACACUCUUGUGUAGAGUGAAGAGAAAACCUCACAAGUCCAUAGUAAAAGGUUUUGGUCAGUGCUUUGUAUACAAAAUAACUGACACUUCCAUAGUAUACGUAAGUGCAAUAAACACCUGCGACGUGAUUGGUCAGGGCUCGAAAGCUGCUCUCUGAUUGGUUCAGUACUUUGUUACUUACGGCCAUUUUGUUUCACGUCACUAUGUUUAGUCAUUCGUUCAUUGCACAUCUUUCUUGCUUUUGUGUGUGUAGUUUGCAAUUUAAUUCAAGAAACGAUUCAUAAGAAAACCGUUUCGUAAUCAGCUAGUAGUUAAAAGUCAUGGAAUAGGGGACUAUCAUUUUUUUCAUUACCGCUCUGACCAUUUUUAGUACAUGUCUUCAUUUUGUAAAAAAAUGCAUUCCAAAGUUGCCUUCUACUAAGUAGCACUUUUUAAUUCACAUUUAUUUGGAAUUAUACUAAUUAAAUUGCCUAUAGAAAGGGGAAAGCAUUGUAGAUAGAGCGCCACCAAUGCCCCUGAGUAAAGCCUUCGCCUGAUUGGUUGGGCACUACCCCAUUUUAACAUACUGUCUUUUUGAAUACAUCAAAUUAAUGAUGUUGAAGUUCGGAAACUAGAAACAAAAUGGAAAAAAACCUCUAUCUGUAUUAAUUUAAAAUGGCUAGAUACGAUUUGCGAGUAGGCGUAUGAUUUUUCACAUCUAAAGAAAUAACAUUGAUAUUUAAAUAUUUGUUGUAAACGCUUUAUUAUUAUUUUUGUAUAUAUUGUUUUAUACCAUGAGCAUUCAAUGUUAUUUCACAAAGAUGUUUUUUAAUUUUAAUUAUACAUUGACGAGUGUUGGGUCGUAGUAUUUUAAUCCGUAUCUUUAAAAGGUUAAAGUUGAAAGUUCUAUGAGCAAUGUUAAUAGCGUGACACACUUGAUACUGAUCAAAUGUAUAAUUUGUAAAAGUAAAUGUUGUUUUUAGUAUAGUUAUUUUUCUUGUAAAGGCUAUGUAAUUUUUAUGGCGAUAUUCAAUAAAAAUGUGAUGGAGA
Plutella xylostella (diamondback moth) is the source of this 3270-nucleotide messenger RNA. RefSeq names its product phosphatidylinositol-3-phosphatase SAC1 (gene Sac1). Gene Ontology annotation, biological process: phosphatidylinositol dephosphorylation. Gene Ontology annotation, molecular function: phosphatidylinositol-4-phosphate phosphatase activity. The record is from RefSeq and is a predicted model, not a curated record. Gene Ontology annotation, cellular component: endoplasmic reticulum. Lineage: Eukaryota; Metazoa; Arthropoda; Insecta; Lepidoptera; Plutellidae.